Molecule: messenger RNA, 932 nt
Organism: Arabidopsis lyrata subsp. lyrata
Lineage: Eukaryota; Viridiplantae; Streptophyta; Magnoliopsida; Brassicales; Brassicaceae
Exons: 4
Coding region: 30-905 (291 amino acids)
Source: RefSeq, a predicted model, not a curated record
AGAACACCGUACCAAAUCUCCUUGCAUAUAUGUAUAAAUACCUCCCAUUUCUACUGGCAAAGACCACACAGAGAAAGGCAAUGGAGUCGGCUAAAUCAAACAUCCAAGGCUACCAAAAUGUCAUCGUGAUGCGUCAUGGUGAUCGACUCGACAAUUUCGAGCCACUCUGGACUUCAACAGCUGCGAGACCGUGGGAUCCACCGCUUGCUCAGGACGGUAAGAACCGGGCCUUUAGAAAUGGUCAGAGACUCCGGUCUCAGGUUGGGUUUCCGAUUCACCGUGUAUUCGUCUCCCCUUUCCUCCGCUGCAUCCAGACUGCUUCCGAAGUCGUUGCCGCUCUCUCAGCCGUCGAUUUUGAUCCUAAUGCUGUGUCUUCUAGAGACGUCCUUUCCAUCGACAAUACUAAGAUCAAGGUGGCUAUUGAAUUUGGAUUGUCCGAGAUACCGAACCCAAUCUUUAUUAAGAGUGAAGUUGCUCCCAAAGAUGGGAAAUUUGAUUUCAAGAUUUCAGAUCUUGAAGCAAUGUUUCCUGAAGGAACAGUGGAUUCUAAUGUGGAUAUGAUUUAUAAAGAGGUGCCAGAAUGGGGAGAAUCUGCACAAGCCUUCGAGGAUCGAUAUUAUAAGACAGUGAAGAUUCUUGCGGAGAAGUAUCCUUCUGAGAACUUGCUCUUCGUCACUCAUUGGGGAGCAGUAAGUGUUGCAUUUUACAACUACUUCAAAGACGCAACUAAGUACGUGGUAGAUUAUUGUGGUAGUGUUGAAAUGAGAAGGCAGAUUUUGAAUGGUGAUGGGUUUGGUAAAUUUGAGGUGGUUACUAGUCAUGGAGUAUCUUAUAAGUACACCAAAAUCCCAGUCCAUGAUCAUGUACUUGUAAGCCAAUCUCCGGUUGAACCGGUUUGUGUGUGAAUAUCUGGUUUAACGGUUUCCUUCAAU